CUGAGAGUGAGACAGGCUGAGAGUGAGAGUUUUGGGGCUGAGCAUGACACAGGUCACACAGGAGGAACUGGUUUGUUCUCUGAGCAGGAGUUGAGAAGCUUUCAGUUCUGUGAAGAACAUUCACAGAGUGUCUGAAGCGUCUCCUUCAGCGGUGCCAUGAGCCCUCCAGUGCCGAAGCCCAGGACUCGCUACAUGCUCAGGAGGAGUUUACAGAGCGAUUCCUGCGACAGUAACGUGGCUCAGGAUGAAGCCGAGACAGACAGUAAAAAUCCUGACGUGACAGAGUCAGCUGAUCGUCCUGAAGACCCUCCUGGAGGAGGCGAUAUUGUGGAGAAGAUUGCAUGGCCUGCUACUCCUCCUGAAAGUCCCUCAGCGUCUGAUGAUGAGGACAUUAAAAGUUUAUCUGAAUGGGUGAAGGAGCUCGCUACGUCCGAUUCCUCAACUGAUGAAUUCCCUGUGAUGCCCCUUACCCAAAACUCACACUCAGCACUUAACAACCAUCCUCCUGCAGAACAUUUCAGCUUCACCAGCACUGAGAGCCCUCCACAGGUCCAGAAUGCUGAACACAUCUCUCCAUCAAAGCCACCAACAGAGAAGAAACCCUGUCAAAGACCGAAAAAACCACGCGCUGCAACCAUCCGUGUGAGUCGCAGAAAAUCUUCAGCAGCAGCAGGAAACAUCGUCCAGCCUGAGGAGAACUCCCACAGCGUUGUGUCGCGUUCCAGCUGGUUGGAUGUCUGGAAGAGCCGCAAACACAAUGUGCUGUGGACGAUGUUUGAUGGACAGGUGAUGUCUCUGUGGAGGAAACGCUCAGACAAGUUUUCAGAGUACGUGUUCCACGUGUCGAGCAUCACCAACGUGCGUCAGCUGGACCGAGGACGCUUCUUCAUCCACUUCCGCAAGAAACACUUUGAGUUCAUGGCUCACAAUGAAGAUGUGAAGAUGGGAUGGGUCACAUCACUGCUCGCCUCUCGAGGACGAGAACCUCCUCCAGCUCCUCGUUAUCACGGCUCUCUGAACCUGAAGGAACCACGUAGCAAAGUGUAUGGCGCCAUCAGUGGACACAACCUGUAUCUCUACAACAGUAAGGAGGACUUUAAUUUAGGGAUCGGGACGAUGUUGGUGUCCAUGAACGUGGCUUCAGUAAAACAGAACGGACGCCACAACUUCAGCCUCAUCACACCAUACAGAACAUUCAAUUUCUCAGUGGACUCCUCGCGAGACUUGAUGUUGUGGCUGGAACAUCUGGAUGAGGUGAUCCGCAGUGCUCUGUCCUGCAGUGAGGUGGCGCAGCGUUUGUGGUCGAAUCCCUGGAAUAAAGUGUGUGCAGACUGCAGUGGUUCGAACCCGGAGUGGGCCUCCAUCAACCUGCUCAUGGUCAUCUGUGACACCUGCGCAGGAGUUCAUCGUACGAUGGGGGAGAAUCGCUCCAAAGUGCGGAGUCUGAAGCUGGACAUUAAAGUAUGGACUGAGCCCCUGGUUCAGUUGUUUGUAGUUUAUGGAAAUAAAGCAGGUAAUAAGGUGUGGGCUCACAGCGUCCCGGUGGUGGAUCAGCUCCUCCCUGACGCCUCAAAGGAACAACGAGCAGCCUUCAUCAACGCCAAAUACCAACGAGGUCUUUACCGCAGAGCCCAUCCUCUCAGCUGCAGCCAGACGCUUCUCAACCAGAGGUUGUGUGAGGUGGUGUGUGGUGCAGACGUGGAGGAGACGCUCUCACUGUUGUGUUCAGGUGCAAAGGUUCUGGGUGAAGAUCAAACCUCAGCCAUCACACUGGCCGAGAAUGCAGGACAGGCUCUCCAGACCGAACUGCUCAGACACAACGAGUUCACUGAAAUUCCUGACUUUGACCAGCAGAGACAGACAAGAGAGCAAACAAGAUUAGAGGAGCUUCAUGGCAGGCUGGAUGAUGAGCGUUUUCUCUUCUCUGAGGAAACUGAGUCGGCUGCAUAUGAUGUUCUCGACCUGAAAGAGGUCAUCUCUGUGUUCAAUCAGUCUACAGGUGAAACCCAUGAGUUUGAGAUCCUGACGCUGACAGACAGUCUCACCUGUACGGCCGAAACCCAGGACCUGCUGUUCAGUCACAUGCUGCAUAUUAUCAAGGUGGUGAUGCCACGGCCCCUUUUGGAGGAGGAGCUCAAUGGGGUGGUGGGCGUGGCCCAUUCGUCUCUAAGAGAGGGGAGUGGCCUUCAGCACGUUGAGGUUUGGGUGUCAAUACGACCAGGAGAAAUCUCAAUCUAUCCCUUAAACACACAAACACCCCGGACAACCAUCACCCUCAACCAACACACAUACUGCAGUGUGUGUGUGGCAGAGAACACAGUGAAGGUGACUGCAGAAGAGAAGACGGUGUAUCUUCGGUUCGAGCGUGAGGAAAGCUGCAGCAAAUUUUACGAUCUGCUCUCCAGCAACAGGAAGUCACAUCAUUGCUCCAUGUACAGACUUCCUGUGGAGAUCAAUGGGAGUGUUCCUCCUGAGGUGCAGCGCUGCAUCUCUCACAUCACAAUGUAUGGUCUGAAGGUGGAGGGUCUGUACCGCUGCUGUGGCUCGGUGGUGAAGGUGGCUGAGUUGGUGGAAAAGCUGCGUGAGGCUCCAGACAAAGUCGUCUUGGGGACAAAUGAAAUUUCUGUACAGGAAGUGACAGGAGUCCUGAAGAACUUCCUCCGCAACUCAACCCACCUCAUCCCUCCAUCUGAGAGAGAGAGCUGGGUUAAAGCAGCAGUUCACACUGACCUCACUAAAAGACUGCAGGAGUAUCGCAGACUGGUGAAACUUCUACCUCCGGACAACAGGGUCCUACUGUCCACCCUGUUUGGUCACCUCUACACCGUGCAGCUCCACAGUCAGGUGAAUAAGAUGACGGCACAGAACCUGGCAGUGGUGUUUGUUCCCAUGCUGUUUGAGGAGUUGGCCAUGAACAUGAACAUAGUUAAUCUGACACGAGAACUCAUCAUCCACCACACACUCAUCUUCCUGGGGAGAGAGGAAGCUCCAGUGGAGGAUGAAAUUAUCACUGUGCUGUGAAGGAAAGAACAAUAAUGAAGUUCACUUAUAUUUAUACCCCUUUUUACCCCUAUUAACCUCCACCUACCCCCAAUGUGUUUAACUGGAUAAAUGUUAUUGUUGUAUUAAACUGAAACUGGAGAAAAAAAGAUUUUCACUCAUUUAUUAGUUUCUCUGGUUUUAUUCAUCUGGAUGCCAAUAUUUAUGCACAGAAUUAAAGACUCACAAACACUAUGGACUCUGUUUAUCUCUUACAUCAUGUAAAGAUGAGUAAUGUUUGGAUACACACACACACACACACUCACACACACACUCACACACACACUCACACACACACUCACACACACACUCACACAC
Molecule: messenger RNA, 3357 nt
Organism: Silurus meridionalis
Lineage: Eukaryota; Metazoa; Chordata; Actinopteri; Siluriformes; Siluridae
Product: arf-GAP with Rho-GAP domain, ANK repeat and PH domain-containing protein 2
Exons: 24
Coding region: 157-3021 (954 amino acids)
Biological process (GO): signal transduction
Molecular function (GO): GTPase activator activity
Source: RefSeq, a predicted model, not a curated record